Messenger RNA from Puntigrus tetrazona (Sumatra barb), 3519 nucleotides. RefSeq names its product rab3 GTPase-activating protein catalytic subunit-like. The record is from RefSeq and is a predicted model, not a curated record. NCBI's taxonomy places the organism in Eukaryota, Metazoa, Chordata, Actinopteri, Cypriniformes, Cyprinidae. Gene Ontology annotation, molecular function: GTPase activator activity. Gene Ontology annotation, biological process: positive regulation of GTPase activity.
AGCUUUACAGACGCAGAACAUCAGGGCCACGGGUGUACGUCAUUUCCCACAAUGCACCUGGACAGGAAAAAACAGAGAGCCAAGAUGGCGGCGGACAGUGAUCCCGAGUCUGAAGUGUUUGAGAUCACUGACUUCACCACCGCGUCGGAAUGGGAGAGUUUAUGUUGCUGUAGAUUCAUAUCUCGGGUCGAGGAGGUGCUCAAUGACUGGAAACUGAUCGGCUCUCGUGUUGGGAAACCUCUGGAGAAGGGAGAACUGACCAGCGGCUCGUGGGACGAGACGACUCAGGAGAUCAACUUCGCUGACUUCAAGUUCUCCAUAACUCAUCACUAUCUGAAGCAGGAGUCCUCUGAGAACGAGAGCAGGGAUGAGCCGGAGGAAGAUGCAUAUCCUCUUGCCAUGCAGGACCUGCUGUGCAUGAACAAUGACUUUCCUCCAAGAGCGCACUGCCUCGUCAGAUGGUUCGGUGUGCGUGAGUUCGUGGUGAUUUCUCCAGGAGCAAACUGUGAAGCAGUGGUCAGUGAGUCCAAGUGUAACCUGCUGCUGAGCUCUGUGUCCAUCGCUCUGGCCAACACAGGCUGUCAGGUGCCGCUGCUGGUGCAGAUUCAGCAGAAGUGGAGGAAGGUGUAUGCUGGUGAGUGUCAGGGGCCCGGGGUCCGCUCAGACUUUGAGAUGGUGCACCUGCGUAAGGCUCCUGGUCAGUACACACACCUGUCGGGUCUCCUGGACGUCUUCAAGAACAAGAUUGGCUGUCCGCUGACCCCGCUGCCGCCCAUCAGCAUCUCCAUCCGCUUCACCUUCGUCCUGCAGGACGGUCAGCAGUGCUCCUGGCCACAGCAGCCUCCAGACUUCGAUGCGCUGCUCGCUGGAGAGGUGGGAGGCGUGGAGUUCGGAAAACUUCCCUUCGGAGCGUGUGAAGAUCCCAUCAGUGAACUUCAUCUGGCCACUACCUGGCCGAACCUGACCGAGGGGAUCGUGGUGGAUAACGAUGUUUAUUCUGAUCUGGAUCCUCUUCAGGCUCCUCACUGGUCCGUCCGUGUGCGGAAAGCAGACAAUCCUCAGUGUUUGCUGGGUGAGUUCCUCAUGGAGUUCUUCAAGCUCUGCUGCCGGAAGGAGACCGUCGAGGAGAUUCUGGGGAGGAACGCCGCCGAGGACGAAGGGAAAGAGAACAGUGACAUCAGUCAGGCGCUGUCCAAGCUGACCGAGCCGGCGUCCGUCCCCAUCCACAAGCUGUCCGUCUCCAGUAUGGUGCACAGCGCCAGGAAACGCAUCCGGAGACACCGGCGCUCCGAAGAGUCUCCGCUCAACAACGACGUGCUCAACUCCAUCCUGCUGUAUCUGUUCCCGGACGCCGCUCUGGACAAAGCCGACUGGAGCGAGGUCAGAUCCACGCAGGAACCGGCCCGAGACUCGGAGGAUUACCUGCUCUACAACCAGCUGAAGUCUUCUCCGAGCGACAGUCUGACCUCUCGCCUGGCGCUGUGUGUCUCGAUGGUCAACUUCCAUCACGGAGGGGUGCGAGCCGUGGCUCAUCUGUGGCAGGAGUUUGUUCUGGAGAUGCGUUACCGCUGGGAGAACAACUGCCUGAUCUACGGGCUGGCGAGCGGAGCUCCGGAUCUCAGGUGCUGCCUCCUUCAUCAGAAGCUACAGAUGCUGAACUGCUGCAUCGAGCGCAAGAAAGCGAGGGAUGAUGGGAAGAAGAGCGGGUCGUCAGACGGAGCCCGGAGCCGCCCGGGGCCCGAGAGCACGGGGCCCGCCGAGGUUUCUCCGGGGAAGUCCUGGGACUCGUGGAGCGACAGCGAGGAGGAGUUCUUCGAGUGUCUGAGCGACACGGACGAGAUGAAGGAGACAGAGACGGACAGCGAGAAGAAGACGGUCAGUAAGAGCAAAGCCGAAGGACGUCUGCAGACUCACGGAAAACUGACCCUUCUGAACUCCCCGGAGCCGCUCUACAUCCCCGUCACGCAGGAGCCUGCGCCGAUGACCGAGGACCUUCUGGAGGAGCAGUCUGAGGUUCUGGCCAAACUGGGCACGUCUGCUGAAGGAGCUCAUCUCCGUGCUCGUAUGCAGAGCGCCUGCUUGCUCUCGGACAUGGAGUCCUUCAAGGUGAGCCCUGACCCGGGCUGUUGUCUGGAGGAUUUUGUUCGCUGGUACUCUCCGAGGGAUUACGUGGAGGAAGAGGUGGUGGAUGAAGCGGGGCAGACGGUUAUUCGGGGCGAGCUGAGUGUCCGGAUGAAGAUCCCGGGGAACAUGUGGGUGGAGGCCUGGGAGACGGCCAGAGCGACUCCGGCCCGGCGGCAGAAGAGACUGUUCGACGACACCAAAGAGGCUGAGAAGGUACUGCAUUACCUGUCGCAGCAGAAAGCGUCGGAUCUGACGAGGCACCUCUUGCCCUGUGUUCUUCACGCGGCUCUGCUGAAGAUCAAGGAGGAAGAGUCGUCUGAAGACAUCUCCUCGGUGCGUAAAUCUCUGCAGCAGAUCACGGCUCAGGCCAGCAAACUUCUGAGACACCCCAGCCCUGACCUCAAGAAGCUGGAGGACAUCAUCGCUCAGAUGCGCGCAGUGGAGGCCGUCAUUGCUCGUGCCCGGUCACUCAAGGCUAAGUUUGGCAUCGUUGGAGGAGAGCGGGAGGAAGACGCUGACGAGCUGGAGAGGUUCGUCAGCUGUUUGCUCGAGGAGCCUGAGGUUUCUGUGGUUGGAGCCGGACGAGGACCUGCUGGAAACGUCAUUCAUAAGCUGUUCGUCAGCUCUCAGCGGUUGGCCGACUCCAGCGACGAGGCCGCUCUGCUGGCUCCGAUGGAGGACGAGGCGGGACGCUCUGGAGGGACGGACGACAGGAAAGCGGUUCCGGAUUUCCCGCCCCCUGCUGGACGAGAGGUUCUGCUGCGCACCUGUGUCCCGCGGCCCGCGCCGUACUCCAAGUCCCUGCCGCAGAGGCUCUUCUGUGUGCUGAUGAGGGACGAGUUCAGGCUCGCCGGGGCCUUCUCCUCCGACACGUCCUUCUUCUGAGUCUCCUGCUAGACUCGGACUCUUACGGAGCUAAACGCAACGCUCGAGAAACCCUUAACGUGGCGUAAUGCAUUAAUACAUACCUUUUAAAGACCAAACUCUGUAAAUAUGUAAUUAACAGAUCAUACCCUAUACAGACAAGCAGAUGAGCCCGGAGUAAGAUCUCAACACGUUAAGUGUUUCCUUUGCAUGGAGAAUCAUUAUAAAGGAAAUGCUUAACGUGGCUUAAUGCAUGAAGACCAAACUCUGUAAAGAUGUUAUUAAUAAGUCAUAAAGAACCUGGUAUUUUUGUUCCAUAGAAAUUAAUUAUAAGGAAAACUCUUAACGUGGUUUAAUGCAUAAAGACGUGAAUUGCAAAACAAUCGCAAUUAAACGCAUUCAGAGAAAAGUUUGUUUACAUACAUGUGCGUGUAUACUAUAUAUAUAUUCAUUAUGUGUGUAUACAAAUGUAUUGUGUAUGUAAUUUAUAUUAUGACAGUAUUUUAGAUAUAAAUAUACUUUUUUUCAUUA